AGCUAUUCGCUUUCGAUGAGCCACAUGAACAUGUCAGAAAUAGAAUCAAUUUCGAUGACAAAAAAAUCAGCCUAAACAAUUUUCAGUGGAGAUACAACUAUAUGACAACAAACUCGCAAGAGAAAAAUAUCAACAAAUGUCAAAUUUCCGGGCUCAUUUUGACUUCAGACUGCAUCCUCUCUCCAUCUAAUUAAAAUAAAAAUAUAAGUCCUGAAUCAACAUUUUCAGCUUUUCCAGAUUGUAUAAUUAAUAAUCAGGGGAGAAAAAAGAACUAUGAUGUCAUCGAUUAUUUGCAUAAAUUCUGUUUUUGACAGUUCCUAGUGGCAUUCUGGGAUUGAAGUUGUGCUUUUGAGCGAAGUCCUCUGGGCUCACUCACAAAGGCAAUGCUUUCGUUUCAUAAAGGCUUGGCUCUUAGUAGACCGCACUACUGCCAAGAGAUAAGACUGAGCGAUCCCCACGACGUAUCAGACACACGAGCAAUUUGCAAAACAAAGAUUAAACGAACGGCUCGGAGUUCACUCUGCUGAUUGAUUUUGUCAUUCAAGAACCAUUUUUGUUCACCUCUCUUCAGAAAACUUGAAUUAAACAAAAGGUACUGUUUUGAACAAGAAAAGAAAGCAAAGAAAGGCGACAAGCUCUGGCUAAUUUGGUAAAAUAUUAAGUUCGCCAAGCUACUUUGGAUCCAUUCAAAGAACAAAAGAUUGUAAGGUUGUGAAAUGGCUUUUAACAAUUCAUCUACCACGCGAUGCAAUGAUGGUGAAUGCCACACCGUUAACCUCAUGGAAUAUUCUAUGACAGAAAGAACAGCCAUAGUGGCCGCGAACAUGCUGAUAUUUUUACUCGCCAUUCCAGCCAAUGGGAUCGUUAUAACUGUCAUAUCACGUGUGCAGAAUGUGCAAACGCCUACGAGUACAUUUCUCAUGAACUUGUGCAUCGCGGAUAUUUUGAUAGCUUCUUUGUAUAUUCCGUUUGUGACAGUCGAUUUGUACGUGGCAGGAAGCUGGAUAUUUGGAGACACAAUGUGUAAAUUGGUCUCCUUCUUAUAUUACCUCGCAACGAAUCUCUCCAUUCUGAUUUUAACAGCCAUCUCCGUUGAGCGAUAUGUCUCCGUCUGUCGGCCAAGACAGAUUCGUUUGACGGCAAAGAAAGCAUUUGUAAUUACAGUUCUUUUGUGGUUUGUCGCAGGGUUUACUGCUCUGCCGCUGUUGAUUGUUAGAAAGUCUAUAUUCAAUCCGAUAGUCAAUGUUUACUUUUGCGUGGAGACAUGGUCUUUCAAAUACUCCAAAGCUUACAAAACUGUCACGCUGGCUAUGCUCUAUGUGACGCCUCUUGUGUUCAUGGCCGUAGUUUAUUACAAAAUCGGUAGAAAAGUUUGGACAAGUGCUGAUAAAACAAGAACCAUGAAACUCUCAACCAAGCAUGCUUCAAACUCCAAGCUACGCCUGACGAAAAUUGCAUUAGCAAUUAUUUUAAGCUUCGCAGUGUCUUGGACUCCAUUCAACACAACGACGUUACUCUUCUUCUAUGACCGGAAAAAUUUUCCAUAUUCAAAAGAGGCAAUGCAUGUAGCAGAUCCAAUAAUAUUCUUUGUCGCUUUCUCCAAUUGUUCGUUGAACCCACUGCUUUAUUGCUACAUGAGUCAAAACUUUAGAAAAGCUUUUCAAAUAUUUUGGAAGAGAAGAUCACGCCGUGACCUUGGAGACUCCUUUUCUGUCUUCUCGAGGACAAGCACGAAACGAUUUAGCAGAAAGAGUAAAAGAAGGGCGGAGGAGGCCGUGAAAGAGCCGAACGGUGUACCAUUCGCACAUGAAACUCUCCGAACAAAAUCGGACAAUCCCGACUACUCCCCGACAAGUCAGCAGCCGGAAAUGCAUAACACAGUGGAAAGCAUUUUAAUAACAUCGGCAGUGUAAUCGUCACAUAACAUGACUGCUAAUACUGCAGUCCGAAAGCACGAAUGGAAUUGUCAUUUCAAUCAAAUGUAAACAACUCAGCAAAACUCUGAUUUUGCGAUGUUUUCCUUUUUUCUGUUUUGGAUCGGUUUUGUCU
This is a messenger RNA of Pocillopora damicornis (cauliflower coral), 2049 nucleotides long. Its product is annotated as neuropeptide FF receptor 2. Gene Ontology annotation, cellular component: plasma membrane. Gene Ontology annotation, molecular function: G protein-coupled receptor activity. Gene Ontology annotation, biological process: G protein-coupled receptor signaling pathway. The record is from RefSeq and is a predicted model, not a curated record. Lineage: Eukaryota; Metazoa; Cnidaria; Anthozoa; Scleractinia; Pocilloporidae.